CUGAAGCAGGUGCAGGGUCUGUGUCUGGAACCGAGUCUCCUGCAGGAUCUGGGUCCGGAUCCGGGGCAGGAUCUCAAGGAGGACCCGGGUCCCAGACCGGAUCCGGACCUAGUUCAGCAGGUGGCGGACCCAGCUGGCUGAACGAGUCCUCCUGCGGCCAGACUAAGUACGACACGCGGAUCGUCGGCGGUGGCCCAGCGCAGCCCAACGCCUACCCCUGGCUGGUGGGUCUUGUGUCUCCGAGGGGUCAGAGUCCGUUCUGCGGCGGCAGCAUCAUCAACGAACGCUUCGUCCUGACGGCCGCUCACUGCGUCAAGGGUCGGACGUCGAGCAGACUGAACGUGAUGGCUCGGAAGCACCAGCGCAGCAGCGAUACUGACCAGGUUAGGGUUCAGGUGGAAAAGAUCAUCAUCCACCCCGGAUACAACCGGUUCACCCAGGACAAGGACCUCGCCCUGAUAAAGCUCUCUAGCUCACUCCGUAGCCUGAUCAACGACGCGGACGGGCGCGUGCGGCCCGUUUGCCUGCUGAGCGCCGCGUGCGGCGGCGGCGGCUCGUGUCUGGCCGGCCAGAAGGCCAUACUCGCCGGUUGGGGCGUCACCAAGCCCGGCACAUCCAGCACACCGGCCACCGUACAGCAAGUGAUCGUGCCGAUCAUGACGAACGCGGCGUGCGCGGCCGCCUAUGCCGCCGACGGGAUCGGCAUCACGUCCCGCAUGGUGUGCGCCGGCCUGGACGAAGGCGGGAAGGACACGUGCCAGGGCGACAGCGGCGGGCCCAUGAUGUUGAAGGGUGCUGACAACGUCUACACCCUGGCCGGCAUCGUCAGCUUCGGCAAGGGCUGCGCGGUGCCGGGCAACCCGGGAGUCUACACUCGCGUGUCCGAAUUUUAUAACUGGAUCAAAGAUAAUAGCCGCGUGUAGAGGCGAGCCCAUACCUACCCUUCAAGCGAAUGAGGUGCGCCUAAUUGUUUCUGUUGUUUGCUGUUUGUUGUCUGUUAUGUUACUUUGUUACCACGUCUUGUGUCUGGCGGGAAUAUCUUGAUCAUCUAUCUGUUGUUUCGAGAAGAUUUAUCUAGUGAACAAUGUUGCGAAUUUUAU
Messenger RNA from Pollicipes pollicipes, 1100 nucleotides. Its product is annotated as anionic trypsin-1. Gene Ontology annotation, biological process: proteolysis. The transcript is spliced from 6 exons. The record is from RefSeq and is a predicted model, not a curated record. Bases 345 to 923 code for a protein of 192 amino acids. Gene Ontology annotation, molecular function: serine-type endopeptidase activity. NCBI's taxonomy places the organism in Eukaryota, Metazoa, Arthropoda, Thecostraca, Pollicipedomorpha, Pollicipedidae.